UUGAAACUUCAGAAUCUUUAUCGUAUCCAACGGUGCGGUUGAACUUUAACAGACAGAGUCUCUGACAUCAUCAUGCUGUUGUUCCUCUUCCUGUUGGGUCUGGCUCUGGGUCCUGUGUCUCCUUCAGAAGACCUAGUAGUGGAUUUGCAGGGUGGCAGCUGUCCCACGUUCUGGUCCCUUUUCACUGGCCGGUGCUACAAGUACAUCGCCACACAUUUGACCUGGGCUGAUGCAGAGCUCCACUGUGUUUCACUGGGAGCCAACCUGGUGUCUAUCCACAGUGACGGGGAAGAUGAGUUUGUCAAAUCACUGAUCAAGAAUUUUGACAUUACUGAGGGGCUUACCUGGAUCGGACUCAGUGAUGUCCACAAAGAAGGAAGCUGGAUGUGGUCUGAUGGGUCUCCAGCCAUCCAUUUUCUAUGGGAAGCAACACAGCCAGACAACUCUAAAAGAAAAGAUCACUGUGUCAACACCAACUACAAUGCUCCAAGAAAAUGGAAUGAUGAUCGAUGCUAUAAAACCUAUCCCUCAGUUUGUGCUACUCGCGCAAUCUUUGCUUAGCAACUGAGAUGUUACACGUCAGAUUGAACCAGGUCUCUGUUCACCUGUUAUUGUUUACAUGCUUUUGAACACAAUGAAGU
Eleginops maclovinus (Patagonian blennie) is the source of this 641-nucleotide messenger RNA. Its product is annotated as lactose-binding lectin l-2-like. The record is from RefSeq and is a predicted model, not a curated record. Gene Ontology annotation, molecular function: peptidoglycan binding; signaling receptor activity; oligosaccharide binding. The transcript has a single exon. Lineage: Eukaryota; Metazoa; Chordata; Actinopteri; Perciformes; Eleginopidae. Bases 73 to 561 code for a protein of 162 amino acids. Gene Ontology annotation, biological process: response to peptide hormone; positive regulation of cell population proliferation; venom-mediated disruption of cell wall in another organism.